Messenger RNA from Polychytrium aggregatum, 2628 nucleotides. RefSeq lists its product as uncharacterized. The transcript is spliced from 5 exons. Gene Ontology annotation, biological process: lipid metabolic process. The record is from RefSeq and is a predicted model, not a curated record. Lineage: Eukaryota; Fungi; Chytridiomycota; Chytridiomycetes; Polychytriales. The coding region runs from base 125 to 2416 and encodes 763 amino acids.
GAAUCUCCAUCGCUCGCCCGAGUCCCCGUCGACUGCUCAAAUCUCCGGAGCGCUCGAGCCUGCAUCUCCUCCGUCUGUCUCCAACAGCAAGCACGCUCCUGCCCGCUGAAGCGCAACCCCUGCCAUGCCCGCCCUGCUGAUCUUUGGACGCCGGUGGCCCAUCGCCUCCGACGACCUCAUCUUCUCGGCGCUGUACGGCAUAGCCAUCCACUCGUUCCGAGCCGUGGUGCAUCUGUGGCUGCUCUAUCCUCUGGCCGUUCAUGAAUGCACGCACCCGCUCCUCUCGGCCUUCAACUGGCUGCUGCUGCCGACGCUGCUGGCCCUGGUCUGCACCGAAUAUUUUGUCGCCACAGUCUCGCUGCGAGGCACCGUGGCCAACGAGAUCCCCCGGCUGCCGAUCCGAAAGUGGAUUUACAUCCACACCUUCUUCUCCAUCUGCGAUUUUUUGCUGCAGCUCUUUGCGCUUUUGAUCAUCUUUGGCCAUCCCGGAAUCGCUUGCGAGGCGGGUGGCAUUCCCGUCCUCUACUUUGAGAUCAUCACCCUCGCCACCAUCCUUGGAUACCUGAUCUUCUUUGUCGUCAUGGUGGGUCUCUUCAUGAGGUCAACAUCGCCGCAGCCGGUCAGCCAAGCCUCUGCCGAGAGCCAGUGGCGCUUCUGGAUCUACGUCCUGUGCUUUGGACACCGCAAGGCCGUCGCUUCGCAAUCACAAUCCGCCAGCACCUCGGGCGAUCUUCUCUCGUCGUUUGCGAAAGCCAUCGCCGACUUUUUCCAAGACUCCGAGACAGUGCCCUCGGACAUCCUCGUUGGGCUGAUCCUGGUCCGCCGCUCGCAAAAGAUCCGUCAGCGCAUGCAAGAGCGGCUCAGCGCCCAGGUCGGAAGCAACUAUUCCGAAGAGCGCCCGCCCGUCCGGCUUCAUGAGCUUGCCGAUGCUGCACACUACAUGCAGUACGCCCUGUCGAUCUACGGCCUUCCGCUGUAUCUGUUUGAGCGCUUCCCGACCCGCAUCUUUGAGGUCCUGUGCCCGACCCGCCGGUCCUCAGCCGCAUCCCACGUCUCACGCAACGUUCAAACUCAUCUCGGCAACGUCGGCUGGCCGUGCUGCUGCGUUCCUGGGCAUCCGCCACCCCUUCCUGACGAGCGCGGCGGGCAUGGAGGCCAUCCGGAUCUGAUCUACUUCUCGGGAGACAACGGGCUCUUCCGGUCGCCCUACUACAUCUGCUUUGACCACAAGAAAGGCGCCGUUGUGAUUGCCAUCCGAGGCACCCUAUCGACAGCGGACUGUCUGGUCAAUCUGCACUGUGACUUGGCUCCCUUCUCCUUCCCCAGCGAUGACGAUCUGGAAGCCGGCCGACCGCCGCUUUCACAGGCCGGUGGCUUGUCUGGGUCGGCACAAGCGCAUGCAGGCAUGCUGCAGACGGCAAAAAACAUUUACGAUGAAAUUGAGCGGCUCAAUCUACUCCUGCCGAUCUUUGCAUCUGCCCGGUAUUCGAGCUACAAGCUUGUUUGCUGCGGACACUCCCUUGGUGGCGGCGUUGCAACGCUUCUCUGCCACUUGCUCAGGAUCUCGCACUUCCCCCAAGCAACAUGCAUUGCCUAUGCGCCGCCGGGCUGCCUGAGCACCAGGGAAGCACUGCCGUAUUUUGAAAGAUUCGUGACCUCGGUUGUGCUCGGUGCCGAUGCAGUGCCGCGGCUGUCGUGGCGGUCGGUCAACUACCUGCAGCACCAGAUCGGACGUUUCCUGCGGAACUGCCACUAUCCCAAGGUCCAUGUCCUGAACUCGUUCAUCGUGACCGAGUGCUGCCGCUCCAUGUACCGCCGACACCGUCUGGCCCGACUCCGACGAGCGCUUUGGAGCGACGACGACGAUGAAGACGAGUUCGAAGGGUCUGGCCUCUACGGGAUCGAAGACGGCCUCAGCCAGGCCAGCACCCUUGAGGAAUUCAACCGAUCGAUUUCGGAGGAGCAGGAGCAGUCGGUGCGUCGGCUGCACUCGACGCUGUCUGUGGACGACUUGCCGGGCCAGGACAUGCACCACCCCCAAGCCCUGCGCCAUGCCCGCGGCGAGAUCCAAACGUUUAUGCCCGGCCGCAUCAUCUACUUUGUGAAGGAGAUGGCCAGUCGACAGAACACCGGCCGGGAAAGCACAGGCCUGAGCCGUCCCUCGAACGGCGAUCUCGAGCGACAGCUGCUGGACAGCCGCACCGGAGGGCCCCACGAGCCGUCCGACAGUCCCGCUGUCGUUUACCGACCCGUCUGGGCCCAGCAGAGCGACUUUCAAGAGAUCACCAUCUCGGUGACGAUGCUGACGGAUCACUUCCCGAACCACUUGCAGAACAUCCUGGACCAGGUCUUGGCCAUGGACACGGACGAUCCGGCACAGCCGGUCCCUGGUCUGUCGCUGGAGUUUUCCAGCUGAAUCGGUGGCCCUCCGCAUAUGAACCCUCCUGCUUGGCCCGUCCCGGGGCUCGACUGGGCGUCAGAUUCUUGGCCAUGACAACAAUGCUCCUGACUAUGACCGCAACCGAUCUUGGGUCUCCCCUCCCUUCCCGCGUGAUACUUGGGCUUCACAGAACACACUGCCUCUGUCGUUGCAGACAAGCUCAUGGGGACCAAGAGCGGAUUGAGGGG